This is a messenger RNA of Haliotis rufescens (red abalone), 2864 nucleotides long. RefSeq names its product indolethylamine N-methyltransferase-like. Gene Ontology annotation, molecular function: N-methyltransferase activity. The record is from RefSeq and is a predicted model, not a curated record. Bases 157 to 951 code for a protein of 264 amino acids. Gene Ontology annotation, cellular component: cytosol. NCBI's taxonomy places the organism in Eukaryota, Metazoa, Mollusca, Gastropoda, Lepetellida, Haliotidae. The transcript is spliced from 4 exons.
CACCUUGAAUGCAGUGAGGGAGAAGCCGUACAGAAACAGGCUCUCAGUCAGGCUAAAUUUAGAAAAAAGCCUAUCGGGAAUGACGCAACUUGCUCCGAGUUGAGAACGCUCAGAAGGUCCGGUUAAAAUUCCGUUAAAAGUUUUAAGUACCAAACCAUGGCAGGGAAGCCAGUGCUUUUCAGCGAUGACUACAACGCAGCGUUUGAGCCCGAGACAUACUUGAGCACUUACUACAAUGACCCCUCUCCUAACCCAGUAGUCGGCGACAUGAUGACCUUCGGCCUGACCCAGUUUCACGAGGCUUUUGCUUCAGGAAACAUCAAGGGGAGACAACUGCUUGACUUUGGUACAGGACCCACUAUACACACAAUCAUCAGCUCAUCUCAACACUGUGAAAGCAUCUUACUGGCGGAGUUCUCAUUGAAAAACAGAGACACCCUGAAACAAUGGCACAAUGGGGAGCUGAAACAUAGUUUUGCCAAAUUUAUUGACUGUGUUCUCAAACUGGAAAGAAAAGAGGAUUCUGUGUCUAACAGAGAAGCCAGCAUGAGAGAGAAAGUGUCUGGCAUCAUACCGUGUGACAUCCGAAAUGAGAACCCCUUUGCUCCAUGCUUCAUCCCCGCUGCUGACAUCAUCACAUCCUCCCUGUGCAUAGAAUCAGUGGCCCUGAGUAUUCCAGAAUAUGAAUCUUAUUCAGCGCGACUUGCUUCAGUCCUGAGACCUGGAGGACACCUUGUUCUUUUCGGCUGUGUUGGGGGAUCUUUCUAUACAAUUGGUAGCAGUCGCUUCUCCAGCUUUGGUAUGACCAGCUCAGAGAUACAGGCAGCAUGGACCAAAGCUGGUUUGGAGAUUGUAACCUGGAAGGAAGGUCGUCGACCAAAUCCAGAACAGAAGGAGAUCUCGGAUACUGAUGGAUUAUUCACUUUGGUAGCAAAGAAGCCGAAGGCGUAAAAACAGAAGUUAUUAAAUUUCAUAAAACUGAAAGAUAUAUUUUCCUAUCCAGAAAUGUAAAUUAUACAUCAUUAACAAACAGUACAUCAGAAAACGAAUUACCACCUAUUACAGUAUGAUAUGUGCACUGUUUUGAUAGAUUUCAACAGGUUUUUUCUAGUGUCCAUUGUCAAUAUUGUUCUAGACCUUGUCAUUAGUAUCAUACAGAGACUCUGUCAAUGCUAGAUUGAUAAACAUAUUAAAACGUGAAGUUAGAGUUAGAAGACAAACUGGACAGUAAUCUCAAUACAGACAAAUAAAGUCCAGGCUCCAUACCAGAAAUUUGUAAUUUGACCAAUUUCAAGGCAUUCAUUUGGGUACUUCCGAUUCGACCCUAAUUUCAAACAUAUUUGGCUGUCCUAAGGAUAUACAAGGAGGUACUUUCUUAAGGUUGAGAAUGUUUCUUUCAAAUGUAGCAUGGGUAUUUCCAAUCAUGCACAUAUUUUAAUAAUCACAUGCUUCUUAACCCUAUAGUAAGACUGAUACAACUCAUGCUAUCACAACGCAUACCUUUCAUACCCUUUAACACUGUGUUGUUCUGAGUGACAUCCUCCUCACGUUCACAUAACUGUUGCGUACUAGUACAAUGAGAGUUAAAUGGGGGUAGAAUAGGUCUUCAGCAACCCAUGCUUGUCGUAAAAGGCGACUAUGCUUGUAAGAGGCGACUAACCUGGUCGGGUGGUCAGGCUCGCUGACUUGGUUUAAGCAUGUCAUCGUAUCCAAAUUGUGUAGAUCGAUGCUCAUGAUAUCAACCACUGGAUUGUCUGGUCCAGACUCGAUUAUUUACGGACCGCCGUCAUAUAGCUGGACUAUUGCUGAGUGCGGCGUUAAACAACAAACAAACACAACAUGAUGGGGGGUGUAGAAGUGAGGGAGGGGGAUCAGGGGUAAUAUUUAAUAUUUACCUCAGAGCGUCAGUCCAAGACACGUACUGGAGCCAGUCCCAACGACAUCCUCACGAAGCACCGUGCAUGCAGCAUUCCAGAAUAACUUGACAGGGAUCCAGUAGCAUGCUACAAGAUGUAUGGGGAAGUUCGUCCUACUUCGAUGCUUCAACAAGACAGUCCUUUUUUUCCUCGCCAUUACUCAUGGAGGAAAGGCAGGUUCGCCCUGGUACAAGAAUUCUGCAAUGGGUUUAAACAAAUUUUACAGCAUAAUGAAUGAGAUGAGGGAUGGAUCCAAAGUUUCUAAAGACAAACGCAUAUCUUGGUAUUGGUAAAAUUAAUAAUAUUACUAUUAAUAAUGUUAUGUGAAGUAAAAUCAUUUAUAUUUUGUGUAUUCACACAUAGUUUUCUUUUAUUGUUCCUUGAUCAAACUAAUUGAAUAAGUAGAACUAUAGAAAGUGGCCACAAGUUAUUUCGUCCAAGAAUAGUAUGAUAAUUAAUAAGAAAAUAAUAAUCGAUGAAUUAUAUGUGUCACUUUCUGAGAAAGUACCUUGUACAGAACCUGGUGGAUGAAGAUAUUUCUCCUGAUCUGUUCAUGGGAGUAUAAGGUAACUUCAAUGUAUUUCCAUUGAAGUUACCUUAUACUCCCAUGAAUAAUAUAAUGAACAUUACACAAUUAUAUUAAAACACAGACACACAUAUAUUUUCCUAUUAUAAUAAAAUUUUAUGUUUGGAAACAUGAUGAUUAUAGCAAGACUUGCGAAGACCUAAUAUGUUUCAUAUUUUAAAUUUUGUUUGUACGACCUCUGUGUUUAAUAUUUGUUUUUGUCUCUGUUGUGUAUUGGCCUAAGUGCCUUGGAACUAUUUUGCAACACAAUGACUUGUUUGAUAGUUUACAAUUUGUCUGUACGACUUCUGUGUUUAAUUUUUAUUUUGUCUCAGUAUAUAUGGGCCUUAGGUCUUCAUGCGAAUAAACUUCUUCUUUCCCUC